Fonsecaea pedrosoi CBS 271.37 is the source of this 1212-nucleotide messenger RNA. RefSeq lists its product as uncharacterized. Gene Ontology annotation, biological process: regulation of DNA-templated transcription; DNA-templated transcription. Bases 1 to 1212 code for a protein of 403 amino acids. Gene Ontology annotation, molecular function: DNA-binding transcription factor activity, RNA polymerase II-specific; zinc ion binding; DNA binding. The record is from RefSeq and is a predicted model, not a curated record. NCBI's taxonomy places the organism in Eukaryota, Fungi, Ascomycota, Eurotiomycetes, Chaetothyriales, Herpotrichiellaceae. Gene Ontology annotation, cellular component: nucleus. The transcript is spliced from 2 exons.
AUGGAAGCUAGUGAUGACGGCACCACCCCUACGCCUGGACCAAGUCCGCCUGCCGGUCCCAGUGCUCCGCGCCAACAGGCUCGAGCCUUUUUGUCAUGCGGCUUCUGUCGCAAGAGGAAGCGGAAAUGCGACAGGUGUCUACCCGAGUGCUCGCUCUGUCGAAGACACCGACGGAAAUGCAUCUAUCCCCAGCGCAGAGUCCCUACCCCUAGAGCGGAGGACGGGGAGGAGGGCGAGGAAGUGUCCCUCCCCACGGAAAAAGGAAUCGAGCCUCAGCCGGCAGAGGCGGUGGUCGUCUACUUUCUGGAUCACGAUGUCUUCAAGUGCGGCCAGAUGGUGGUCGCGGAUGUGCAGUCGACCGUGCCUCGAAACGUGUCGGCCCUUCUAGGAGACGCUGCCACACUUCAACAGGACGGCGCAGAAUACUUUCGGACCGUCCACUGUUGGUGGUCCAUCAUUUCCAAGCAUUCGUUCUACAACCGCCUCGUGAACCCUUUGGUGCCACGACAAGGGGAUGUCGCCCUGCUUUUGCUCUGCAUGAAACUGAUCAUCUGGAGACCGUCGGAGGAACGACAAGACCCUCGGAUACCGUUGUAUCUGGCUGCAAAGCACUACGCGACCGAGCUCGAGGUGGCGGGAGCCUUCAGCAUCCGUGGCCUCCAGGCAGCCGUGCUGAUUGCGGUCUAUGAAUUCGCUCAUGCGAUCUACCCAUCUGCAGUCCUGUCCAUUGCCUCCUGCGCAAGAUCUGGGAGGGCUCUGAACAUCCACCUGACGUUAACAGAGAGGCCGGCGGAAUGUAUCGAUGGUUUCCAGUCGGAGGAGAAGAGACGGUUGUGGUGGUCAAUCCUGAUCCUCGAUCGCUUCGCAAACAUAAGCUGUCCGGGCAGACGCAACUUUGAAACCGACGAUCCCAGCCCAGAGGAUCUUCUACCUGUCGAUGACGCGGCUUGGGAUGCCGGCAUGGUCACUCCCCACGACAGGAUGACCAUCUCGUGCCCGUCGACGGAAAGGAUGGGCCGAUUCGCCAAGUUGGCCCAGGCGACACAUCUCCUUUGUCGUGUGCUCCAGCACGUUGGCGACGACUCGAUGGAAGCCGAGUUUCGAGAGACCCAGGAGCGGCAGCUGGAGAAGGCGAUUCAGAUGUCGAUUCGGAUGGUGAGCGGCGUCCUCAAAGGUCCCGCGGGCGCUCACGCUCAGAUUUGUUACAGGUAA